Messenger RNA from Blepharisma stoltei, 309 nucleotides. The record is from the annotation of a GenBank genome assembly. NCBI's taxonomy places the organism in Eukaryota, Ciliophora, Heterotrichea, Heterotrichida, Blepharismidae.
AUGUGGUUAUUAUAUGACUGAAUUAUGAUUUCUGGGAAUGAUUCUAAUGAGCCAUCCAAAAAUCCAGAAACUCUUGCAAAAGCUUCGACGACAAAAAAAUCUCUUUCGUUAGGUUUGUUUAUAAGCAAAGCUAUUCCAAAUAGAAAGAGUCCGAAACCAAUAGGUUCUCCUAUACUAAUAAUUAGACCAAGAAUUAUUUUGGUACAGAGACUUGUAGUGCUUUGUUUGCAGCAGUCUGAUAUGCAUAUUGAAAAUGUACCGAGGCAAAGUGCGAGCAUUGGGGCAAAGAGAAAAAAUACUGAUAAAUAG